Rotaria sp. Silwood2 is the source of this 399-nucleotide messenger RNA. Lineage: Eukaryota; Metazoa; Rotifera; Eurotatoria; Philodinida; Philodinidae. The record is from the annotation of a GenBank genome assembly.
AUGUGCGAUGAUUCUUUAAGUCGUUAUGAAAAUAAUGACGACGAAAAUCAUUUAAUGCAUCAUCUAUUUUCUGGUAAUCAUGGUACACAAGUAGCUGAAUUAAUUAUAAAAUUCAUUCUUUCUUCAAUGAAAUAUGGUUCAAAUGAGGGUGAUAAACGUUUUUCACGUUUAAUACAAAUUGUUGAAUUCUAUCCUCAAACAUUACAUUCAAUUGCUAAUCGUUUACAAGAAAUUCCAUGUUGGAUUUAUGAAACAUUAAAAUAUUCUCUUACUGAUCCAAUAUUAAAACGUAAUUUAGAAAUUCUUCGUCAAAAAUUAGAUCGCCAUACACCAUUAGUAAAUGAAUUUAUUCAAGCAUUAAAUCAAUUAAAUCCAAAACAACAACAAUAUAAAAGUUGA